UCGACUCAGAACUCCAAUAAUUUUAUUUUCUGUGCAUAGAAUGAUUCUGAGUUGUCUAUGUGAAAUGAGAGCCAGAUAAUGCCUUUGUUUGACGUUAUUGGACUUGGAGCAGAAAAAUACGCUGUUGUCAUUGACAUCGGAGCCGCCUAUACGAAAUGUGGCUUUGCCUCAGAAACAAGUCCUCGCCACAUCAUUCGAAGUGUCAUUACACACACGAUAAAUGGAGAGAAACAGUCUGUUACAAGCUACCAACAAGUUAAGCAUUUCCUUUUGAAUCGGUACCUUCUUGUAAACCCACGGGACAGACGAGUUGUUAUUUGUGAGUCAGUGCUUUGUUCUACACUUUGGAGAAAUACCAUUGCCAAAGUCCUUUUCAAGCACUUUGAGGUACCUUCAGUACUGUUUGCACCCCAUCACCUUUUAGCACUCUUUACUCUCGGAAUACCGUCAGGACUAGUCUUGGACUGUGGCUUCACAGAGACCAUCGUUUUACCAAUUUAUGAAGGAACUGCCAUUCUCAAAGCUGUAGAAACAAUCCCUCUUGGAUCAAAAGCCAUUCACAAGCACCUGGAGGAACAACUGAUGGAUAGAAGUCUGGUGCAAAUAGAAACUGGAAUAAAGCCUUUGUCAUCUGUUAUGAAUUCUGUUGGAACAGAAACCCUAGAGGACAUUAAAGUGCGUACUUGCUUUGUGGCACCAAAGUUCAGUGGGCCAGAGGGAGAGCCACGCCCUGCCUCACAGGUGCCAAAGGUUGACUAUCCUCUGGAUGGAGGAAGGAUUAUCAGAAUUGAAGGCCAAAUCAGUGCCCUAUUGACACAAGGAAGCAGUUAGCAGAGAAUAUAAUCCUUAUUGGGGGAACUGUGAUGACCCCAGGAUUCAAACAUCGUCUGUUGCAAGAGAUUUACUGUUUACUUCAAUCACCCCGAUACAAAGAGAACUUGUUCAUGAAAACAAUCAAAAUGCAUCAGAUACCUGUCACUGCUAAUUGUACAUCAUGGCUUGGAGGUGCAAUAUUUGGUGCUCUUGAAGUGCUGGCUGACCGAUCAGUAACCAAAGAGCGAUAUAAUCAAGAUAACAAGAUUCCAGAUUGGGCUUCCUGUGAAGAACAAACCGUCGACAAUGUUCCCAUUUUAGACGAGCGACUUGAAAGACCAGUUCUGUCACGUCGUCAGACAAGUGGCAUCACCAGCACCCUUAGUAAUAUCAGCAGCUCAUUGUCAAGCCGACUUCUCAGUGGCAGCAGUAGAAGCCCCUUAGCAUCAAGUUUGCUUCAAAGAGUGGGAGGAUCGCCCAGUUCAGGGGCAUCAUCAAGUAUAAAAGAAAGUGACAAAGAAACACAAAAAGAAGAAAAGGGAUGAAUAUUUUAGCUGAAACCAACCAUAAUUUAUUGUAAGGGCAUGUGGCUUCUGGAAACCCUGACCCAUUUGCUUCCAAAUAUGUCUAGUUACAUUUCAUUACAUGCUGUUCUUUUGGCACCAAAUAAUUUGAAUAAUCAAAGUUGAAAUGGUAAAUUGGCCACCAUUACGGUUAUAAAAGCUUCGCUCCGACG
Molecule: messenger RNA, 1549 nt
Organism: Stylophora pistillata
Lineage: Eukaryota; Metazoa; Cnidaria; Anthozoa; Scleractinia; Pocilloporidae
Product: actin-related protein 10
Source: RefSeq, a predicted model, not a curated record